AUGAAAAAUGAGACACACACUGAAUCUGAUUCAGAAAAGAAAGCUGGGGAUUACACCAUCCAACCCAAAGCGGACCUUGAGGCCUCAAGACUUGAGACCCCUGCCUCAGUGCAGGAAGUCAUGUCUAAGAUUGAGCAAGCACAGCUCCUCCGAGCCAGAGAGGACAUUAAUAUUCAGCUGAGUGACAUAAAGAAAAGUGUGCAGGGGGUAAUUCAUCGCUACACUUUUGAUGAGUUUGCGGAGACUGGAAAGACAAUGUCUCUUUCAGAAUAUAAGAAACAGAGAACAAAGGUGCUGGAGAAAGUAUCUUUUUGUGCUAAUUCUGCAGACAUUAAAGAAAAGAUUCUUAUCCACAUCCUGGCCUGGUUGAAAGAAUGGAAUGCCAUUUUGUCUGAUAUGACUGAAGUUGAUAUUGAUGAACACCACCACUGCAUAGCACAAAUGGAGGUUUUACCAAAAACGUUCAAAGCUAUCGAGGGCAAUGUCAAGAGGUUGAGUGUAAUUAGUACCUCUUUGCUUGAAGACAAGAAGAAACAAGAGGAAAAAAAAGCAUCUAGAAAAGCUCUAUGGAAAUCUUGGAAAGAAAGAGUUAUAAAGCGACCUGCAACAGUCCAUGCUUUAACACCAAAUCAGAUGAUUGGUGAUGAAUUUGCAACAAAUACAAAGGUUUCAGAAAUUCAAGCCAUGCUACAGGAACUCAUAGAUACUACAAUGUUCAAUAAAUUGGAAAAUAAUGCUAUUAACUAUAUAGCAUCGACAAUAGAAAACCUUUCUAAAGCGUUGAGUUCACUAAAUAAUGAAGCAAAAAUUAUUAACCUCCAUCCUGGGAUAUAUAUAAGUGAGGAAAGUGAAAAAGAGCUCUCCCUACAGAUAAUACAAGAGCUCAGUGAAGAAAAUGAAAGGCUUCAGCGGAAACUUCAAGAAGCAGAAGAAAAAUGUGAGCAGUUUAUUAAAUUCAAAGCAUCGCCCACAUCAACCUUGAAGGUGUUAUAUGAGUUUUCUCCAGAAUCAUCCAUGGGCUUUAGCAUGACUGAUGAAGCAGCGAGUAUGGACAAUACUUUGACGAAAGAAUUUGAAAAUAGAAUGGAUGGGGCCCAAAGAAAGGAGACCCAAGGCUCAGUGUUAAAGUGGGACUCAGCAAGUUCACAUACAGUCCAAGUUGAAAUGACUCCAGAUUUAAUUGAACAGCAAUUCCCUUUACUUGAAAAACCCCCCAAAAUACCUUCCAAAGAUAUCACUGAAGAUAAGAUAUCACUGAAGAAAGGUGACAUCUAUCAGAAAGGUUGGACUGAUGAGUAUCAAUCACAGAAAAGGAAGAUCACAAAAGCCCCAUAUGAGUUUGAGACCUCUAGAUCAAAUCUGAGUAAUCAGACAAGUAAACAAAUAGUCCCGAAGACCAAAGUGGACUAUGACUUAGAUCUACAAGCACAGCAAAAGAUGAGUCAAGAAAUACAGCCCCUUUCUAUAGCCAAAUCAAAGUCAUUCAUUGAAUCAAAAAGUCAACAUGUUCUUUCUAAUUUCCCUUCUACUGACACAAAGAGCCAAGGUGGCAAAAGUGGAACAAGUAGUAAGUGGGAACGACUUAGGAAGUACAAAAUUGCAUAUAUACUUGAGAAAUGCCAAAUUAUUUCAGACCACAAAAAGAAAUCCACCACUGAGUUAAUGGCCAAAGAGAGUAAAAGUGUUAUGAGUUUCCAAGCAGUGCCAUUUGCGUCAAUCCAACCUGAUAAAUCCUCUGAGAAAGUAAAAAUAAAAGGAAAGGAACAUCAAAUCUCUUCAGAAAUUACCACAAGCAAAGAAGGAAAAACUAAAGAGGAGGACACGUCAGUCUUUUCCAAGAAGGGCAAGUCUCAAGAACUUGUUGAAUCACAAUCUAAGACAACUAAAGAGACUUCAGAAUCUACUACAGUUCUAGGAAGUCCAGAGGGCAAAAGUGAACAGGCUAAUCUAGAUGAAUUUCACAACGCCAUAAUGUCUUUCUUAAAAGAGAAAAUUGAUAACACAGAAAAUCCUUUGGAUAAAAAGACUAUGCUGGAAGAAGAGUUAUUAUUAAAAAAAGCAGAAGUUGAAAAAUUAGGAAUCAUAAAGGCAAAAAUGGAAGAAUAUUUCCAAAAUGUGGCUAGAGCUGUGGCAAAAAUCUUGAGAAAAUACAAAGACAUUAAAAAAGCAGGACAAAUUAGAGAGAAACAAAUGAAACAAACAAGAGUCUCAUUUAUGCCAGGACUACAUUUACAGGAGCCAGUUAGUCCAACGUCUGAAAUUAGCUCCUUACUCUCAUCUGAGAGCAUGGACCCAGUAGUACAAAAUUUAACACAAGAGAUCUUGAAUGAAAUAGAUGCUCCAGUCGUCUCACUAGCAGAUCAUAAGGAGGAGGAAAAACAGAGGCAGGAGGAAUAUUUGCUAGAGGUUCAAGGAGAAAGUUUUAAUAUGAAUCUUAAACACCAGUUGCAAGAAAAAAGGAAUCUCUGUAAGAUGAGCUAUCAGAGGAUACAUAAGGAUUUGCAAAAGCUCCAGAUGAAGGAGGGAGAGCAAGAGCAACAGAAGCAGGAUCAGUGGCAGGAAGAAGUGUGGGAGCAACAUCAAAAACAAAGGAUGCAAACGCAAACUGAGCAAGAUGAGAAGCAAAAGGGAAUGGAAGAGGAAGAAGAGCAGAAGCAAAAGCAGCAGCACCUGGAAGCAUGGAGGCAAAAAAUGAAAGAGCAAGGAGUGUCCUUGGAGAAGGAGAAGGGACAGCAGAUGGAGCAGCUUCAGAAGGAAGUGAAACAUAUGGAACUGGAAAGUAGCUGGAAGGAAGAGGAAGAGAAGCAGAAGCCAAAGAGAAAGGGAAGGGACGAUGAAAGUCAGUGGCAUAAGAAAGCAAAGGAGCAGUUGAAGAUUAAGGAGGAAAUACCUGAAGAACUAGAAACUGUGUUAAGUUACAGUUCAAUAAGAUUGACUCCCAGGUGGAAGAACACAUGGAAACGUGCAUUACUCUUACACACAAAAACAGACUUCCAUGUGAAUCUUGCUGAUGAAAAGCACUCCGAACUAGUCAUUCCUCCCACCUCAACACAGCUUUCCUCACCUGGGCCCUUUUCUAUUCCUGGACAGUUUCCUACAAAGUCCAUUACUGUCAUUCAUGAGGAGGACCAGAACCAGGGCAUCACUCUCUCUCCUGAGCAGGCGCAGGCACUGGGCAUCACUCUCACCCCUCAGCAGGCCCAGGAGCAGGGAAUCACUCUCACCCCUAGUCAAGCCCUGGCACAGGGAAUCACACUCACCCCUAGUCAAGCCCUGGCACCGGACACCACUCUCACCCCUCAGCAGGCCCUGGAGCAGGGCAUCACUCUCACCCCUAGUCAAGCCCUGGCACAGGGAAUCACACUCACCCCUAGUCAAGCCCUGGCACCGGACACCACUCUCACCUCUCAGCAGGCCCUGGCGCAGGGCAUCACUCUCACCCCUAGUCAAGCCCUGGCACAGGGCAUCACUCUCACCCCUCAGCAGGCCCUGGAGCAGGGCAUCACUCUCACCCCUAGUCAAGCCCUGGCACAGGGCAUCACUCUCACCCCUCAGCAGGCCCUGGAGCAGGGCAUCACUCUCUCCCCUCAGCAGGUCCUGGCACAGGGCAUCACUCUCACCCCUCAGCAGGUCCAGGCACAGGGCAUCACUCUCACCCCUAGUCAAGCCCUGGCACAGGGAAUCACACUCACCUCUCAGCAGGCCCUGGUACAGGGCAUCACUCUCACCCCUCAGCAGGCCCUGGCACAGGCCAUCACUCUCACCCCUCAGCAGGCCCUGGCACAGGGCAUUACUCUCACCCCUCAGCAGGUCCAGGCACAGGACAUCACACUCACCCCUCAGCAGGCCCUGGCACAGGACAUCACGCUCACCCCUCAGCAGGUCCAGGCACGAGACAUCACACUCACCCCUCACCAGGCCCUGGCACAGGACAUCACUCUCACCCCUCAGCAGGUCCAGGCACUGGGCAUCACUCUCACCCCUCACCAGGCCCAGGCACUGGGCAUCACUCUCACCCCUCAGCAGGUCCAGGCACAGGGCAUUACACUCACCCCUAGUCAAGCCCUGGCACAGGGAAUCACUCUCACCCCUAGUCAAGCCCUGGCACCGGACAUCACUCUCACCCCUCAGCAGGCCCUGGCACAGGCCAUCACUCUCACCCCUCAGCAGGUCCUGGAGCAGGACAUCACUCUCACCCCUAGUCAAGCCCUGGCACAGGGCAUCACUCUCACCCCUCAGCAGGCCCUGCCACAGGACAUCACUCUCACCCCUCAGCAGGCCCUGGUACAGGGCAUCACUCUCACCCCUCACCAGGCCCAGGCACUGGGCAUCACUCUCACCCCUCAGCAGGCCCAGGCACUGGGCAUCACUCUCACCCCUCAGCAGGUCCAGGCACAGGGUAUCACUCUCACCCCUGAACAGGCCCAAGCACAGGGCAUCACUCUCACCCCUCAGCAGGCCCUGGAGCAGGGCAUCACUCUCACCCCUCAGCAGGCCCAGGCACUGGGCAUCACUCUCACCCCUCAGCAGGCCCAGGCACAGGGCAUCACUCUCACCCCUGAACAGGCCCAAGCACAAGGCAUCACUCUCACCCCUCAGCAGGUCCUGGCACAGGGCAUCACUCUCACCCCUCAGCAGGUCCUGGCACCGGUCAUCACUCUCACCCCUCAGCAGGCCCUGGCACAGGGCAUCACUCUCACCCCUCAGCAGGCCCAGGCACUGGGCAUCACUCUCACCCCUCAGCAGGUCCAGGCACAGGGCAUCACUCUCACCCCUGAACAGGCCCAAGCACACGGCAUCACUCUCACCCCUCAGCAGGUCCUGGCACAGGGCAUCACUCUCACCCCUCAGCAGGCCCUGGAGCAGGGCAUCACUCUCACCCCUCAGCAGGCCCAGGCACUGGGCAUCACUCUCACCCCUCAGCAGGUCCAGGCACAGGGCAUCACUCUCACCCCUGAACAGGCCCAAGCACAGGGCAUCACUCUCACCCCUCAGCAGGCCCAGGCACAGGGCAUCACUCUCACACCUCAGCACGUCCUGGCACAGGGCAUCACUCUCACCCCUCAGCAGGUCCUGGCACAGGGCAUCACUCUCACCCCUCAGCAGGUCCAGGCACAGGGCAUCACUCUCACCCCUCAGCAGGUCCUGGCACAGGGCAUCACUCUCACCCCUCAGCAGGUCCAGGCACAGGGCAUCACUCUCACCCCUCAGCAGGUCCAGGCACAGGGCAUCACUCUCACCCCUCAGCAGGUCCUGGCACAGGGCAUCACUCUCACCCCUCAGCAGGCCCUGGAGCAGGGCAUCACUCUCACCCCUCAGCAGGCCCAGGCACUGGGUAUCACUCUCACCCCUCAGCAGGUCCAGGCACAGGGCAUCACUCUUACCCAUGAGCAGUUCAAGGCACUGAUGGUUACCCUCACUCUUGAAAAAUCCCAGGGUUUGGGAGUCACACUCACACAUGAGCAAGUCCAAGCAUUGAGAGCUCCUGUCAUUUUCCAGCAAGAAGGGACAUUGAGGGACUAUAUUACUCCUAUCCAGGGCCAGACUCCAAAGGCACCUGCCCAGGCACAUGACAUGACUCUUACCCCUGAGCAGAGCCAGGGAAUGCAGAUCCCUGUGACUACUCAACAGGCCCAGAUACUUGGUGUCCCUAUCACUCAAGGCCAGGAUGAAGCAUUGGGAGUCACUAUCACACCACAGCAGGCAGAGGCACAGGCACAGGCACGGGCACUGAUGUUCACUCUUACUCCAGAGAACGCGCGGAUUUGGGGUAUCACACAUACCAAUGAACAAGCCCCGGCAGUGGGUAUUACCCUCACCCCUGAGCAGAAACAAGUAUUGGGGGUCCCACUUACCCUUGACCAGGCUCAGGCAUUAGAGACCCCUCUCACUGCAGAACAGGCCUGGAAAUUGGGGGUCGCUAUCACUCCAGAAAUGGCUCAGGAAGUAUCACACACUCUUUUUCUUAAGCAGGGCAAAGCAUUGGGGAUUGAACAGGCUCAGUCAUUUGGCACUCCUUUAACUCUGAAUCAGGCCCAGGCAUUGCGAAUCCCAAAUGCCUGGUUAUCAAUUAUCACUCGUAGGCAUGAACGGUCUUUGGGGGCCCCUCUCACUUCAGAUAAAGCCCAUGUCUUAGGACCUCCCCUUACCCAUGAGCAAGUUCAACCUUCGGGGAAACCAUUUCAAGAAUCAAAGACUUCUCUCCUUUCUGGGCAAUCCACUACAUCAAGAACUAGAUGGCCCCUGGUACCAUCUGCUCUUAUUGAUGAGAAGACCCCUGGAUUUAAGGUCUCUUCUACUUCUUUGCAGACAUCAGGGUUUCCUUUCACCCAAGCCCCAUUUGUCUCUGGGAAAUCCGGAGGAAAGGGGAGCUUCCCUAGGGAGCUUCCUUCCUCUAAACAGACACUGGUUUCUAAGGGUCAAUUCACCCCUGUGAAGUUCCUAGCACCAGAGGUCCCUCCCACCCCUGGGAAGCUUUCAGUAUCUGGGACCCCUCCCACUCUAGGGCAACCUCUUAUAUCUGGAAUUCCACCUGCCUCUUCACCGAUUCCCAGUCUCUGGGCUCCUCUCUUUCCUGGGAAGCCUUUGAUUCCUGGGGCCCCUUCUGUCCCUGGGGAGCUCAUUGAAUCUGGACUCUCCACCUUCUCUGAGCAGCCCCAGGCAUUUCAGCUCCCUACCACCUGUGAGCAAUCUCCCUAUCUACAAGCCCCUUCUACCCUUGGGGAGCUUCCGGCACCACAGACCUUUCCUGGGCAAGCUUUCCCACUACGGAUCUCUCCCACCCCUGGGCAUCCUCCACCACCAUGGGCCCCCUCAACCCCUGCAAAGCCCCCAAAAGAUCUGUCUCUGAAAUCUAAAUCAGCAUUGGUCCAUCCCGGUGCUCCAAGUUUCAAGGUACCACAAGCCCCUUUCACCGCUAAGAAGUUCCAAAUAUCAGAGGUCUCUGACACUUCUGAAGAAAUCCAGGAACUCCGAGAUUCUUUUACUAUGGAACAACUUAGGACAUUUCAGCCCUAUCUCACCAAGUAUAGGACACCAGUAUCACAAACUCCUUACAUUGAUGAGGGGGACCUGUCCACUCUCAUGAAGCCUAUAACAUCACUGCCUCCUCUUACUACUCAACUACCCAAAAGAUCACAGAUUUCACCUUCCGAAUGGGACUGGAAAUCCCGAUUUCCCCCUAUAAGUAAGCCCUGCGUACUGACUUCAGUUUCAGGUACCAAGAAACUCAAGAUGAUGAUACCCCCUUCCUCUUUCCAAGAGCUCAAAGAGCAGAGGUAUUUUGUUGAUGUGAAGGCUCAAAGGAAGAACCUGAUACUCUUAAAUCAGACCACAGAAACUUCUGGACACCCUUCAGAGCUACAUACAACAGCUAGAAAUCUCAUAAUUGAGACACUUCAUACAGACACAGUUCGACUGGGAUACCUAUUCCGCAAGUACAUUGCCUAUAGGCUGAUCCAGCGUGCAAGAAACAACAUAAUCAAAAGAUUACUAGCCAUCCAAAACAGUGGGAAAGGUUAUGAGACCCAGAAUCUUUACAUAAUGCUGAACAGAAUUGAUGGCUACCAGAAAAAGAUGAUGGGGGUCUGGACCGAGAAGCAAAAGUCUCUAGAGCAGAAACGGACUCAGUGCCUGAGGAAAAUGAUGUUCUUAUUUAGCCAGCUCCAAGAUAUGUAUCAAUUGAAUCUUAGUCAACCUGUACCUUUGCUCAUCGACAAAAAGCAGAAACCUGCCCCUACCAAAUUUAUUCAACAGCCAUUCCUAGAGCUACUAGUGAAAGAGGACAGAAAAUUUGACAUAUUCAAGAAAUUUAGGCAACAAGAAGACCAGAUGGCAACCAUCUGGAAUGCUGAUCAGUCCAUUUCAAGCUACCCAAUAGCUGAGAAGACAUCACUACAUUCACUGUGGGCCCAGCUGGGUGGGUACCCACCUAUUCCCAUGCUGCUCCAGUUAGAUGUUCAGUCUUCCUUCAGAAAAUCUCUUGCAUCCAUUCAAUCACAGUAA
Molecule: messenger RNA, 8004 nt
Organism: Myotis myotis
Lineage: Eukaryota; Metazoa; Chordata; Mammalia; Chiroptera; Vespertilionidae
Gene: FAM186A
Product: family with sequence similarity 186 member A
Exons: 14
Coding region: 1-8004 (2667 amino acids)
Source: RefSeq, a predicted model, not a curated record